Molecule: messenger RNA, 903 nt
Organism: Hyaloscypha bicolor E
Lineage: Eukaryota; Fungi; Ascomycota; Leotiomycetes; Helotiales; Hyaloscyphaceae
Exons: 1
Coding region: 89-712 (207 amino acids)
Source: RefSeq, a predicted model, not a curated record
CUUCCUGCCUCCAUUCGCCCAACGCUAAUGGAGAUAAAAAGUCGGUUCCCUAGCUCUGAUUGCAGGAAUAAUCUACCUCGUUCGCCGCAUGCUGCGUCAACGUCGUCUCGGGAAGGCAUACUCGCCUCCUUCUUCUCCCUUGUUGACCGCAAUUAGCGAUCCACUCCCGUCUGGCAUCCAGAGAAGCAUGUCCGAACGCUCUGCAAUGGGGACUGGACGCAGCGAGUUCUGGAGUACAAGCGACAGCAACACGAUGAUCGGUCCUAUUGGAACUGGUACGUACCAACCUUACAUGCCCGGGGCACCUGCAACCUAUCGCAACGACAAUGGAACGUAUCGCAGUGAGUUGAGCACCAAUACUGGUGGUAAUGACGGAGGCGGAAGGGGUGUGAUGGGUGCCUUCGGGAUUCGAACAAGUAUGAAUCGCAGCCCCUCUGGGCUUGACAAUGGUGAGCCAAGGGAUUGGAAUCUAGAUUUCAAAGAGGGAUGGGAUGAGAAGGUGGAUGUCAGUCCGUCGAGCCUGUUGCCUCCGGUUGCGACGCUGGCGGGGGAGAGGGGAAGAAUGGAGAGUUUGAGGGUCGAUGGGAUGCGCUUUGAGAUCGUGGGGGAGCCGAAGAGGUUUGAGGUGACCAGGAAGGAGACGUUCAAGCCUAAUGAGAAGCCUUUGGGUGGUCGUUCACGACCUCUUGCUGGUGGGAUUGGUCAGAACUAGCCUAAUGUUUAGAUAUGAGUUAGGUGUCGUAGAGGAAGAUAGGGGUGGGAAGCGAGGAGGUUAGAUGACUGGAGGAGGCUGGAGAUGCGCAGUAGGAUAGAUGGUAUAUGAGCAAUGGCGAUAUCAUUACCCCUAAGACUCUCUGGCCAUUAUAUACUUCUUCAACCACUUGAAGAGGUUGACAUGAAGGA